Messenger RNA from Lingula anatina, 2606 nucleotides. RefSeq lists its product as uncharacterized. Gene Ontology annotation, molecular function: RNA polymerase II cis-regulatory region sequence-specific DNA binding; DNA-binding transcription factor activity, RNA polymerase II-specific. The record is from RefSeq and is a predicted model, not a curated record. NCBI's taxonomy places the organism in Eukaryota, Metazoa, Brachiopoda, Lingulata, Lingulida, Lingulidae. Gene Ontology annotation, biological process: regulation of transcription by RNA polymerase II.
UGAAAGUUAAAAUGGCAGUCGCUUGGGCCAAACGAAAUUUAGAGUAAUUUCGCUAAUUUCCCGCUACAGGCAAACACUGCAGUGGCAAGAUAGUUCAUCCGACAAGAACAAAGCACAAACAAUGGCAACAACAGAUGUAGCAUCUGGAACACAUGAUUCUUUGCCUGACACCAUGGUUGAAGAAACUGAAGUGGCAGCCAUUGAGACAUUGGCAAGAACUGCAGCAGAGAGAAUACAAGAAGAGGAGGCAGAGGCACUAUUGAAUACUGCAGCAGAAAUGAGAAGGAUAUCAGAAGUUGAAUUUGGAGAAAUAACUCAGCAGAAUUCUGGUGUCCAGAAAAGAGAGAUGUCCAGUGUAGCAGUCCAGGCAAAUGACUAUGAAAUAGAGAGAAGAUCUGGCAAAGUGCCCUCUAGGAGACGGCUGGUCCCAGCAAAGUUUAGGGACUAUAGGAACACAGAAAACCCAGAUGAAGAUGAUGAAGAAGAUGAAGACUACACACCAGAAAGAGAAAGGAUAUUAGUGAAAAGUGGAAAAAGAGGAAGACCAAGAAAGCAUCCUAUUUUCACUGUAGAAAAUGGAGAAUCUGCAGAAGGAGAACUAAAUGUGACCCAGAACCCUUCAAAGAGACCAAGAGGACGGCCAAGGGGUAGUACCCAAUCCUCUAAUGUAAAUCAACCAUUUGAAUGUGAAACCUGUGGAAAAAGGUUCAGUCAGAAAGGUAAUCUCAAUACGCACAAAAAUACUCACACUGGUCUACGUCUCUUCGUAUGUCAAGUUGAAGGCUGUGGAAAGUCCUAUGUAAAUAAAGAGGGACUUAGAAUGCAUUCUAUGAUGAUACAUCUUGGUAUCAGCCCCUUUAAAUGUACAGUAUGUGAAAGGAUGUUCAGCAGUAACACUGCACUCCAAGAGCACACUCGACUACACAAAGGAAUUAAACCUCUCAAAUGUGAAAUCUGUAACCGAUCAUUUCGUCAAGUUAGCUGUUUAAGAAGGCACCUAGUCACUCAUUCAUCAGAAACUCCAUAUUCUUGUGAAAUAUGUGGAAAGAAAUUUUCACAGCCACAGUAUGUGCGCUCUCACAAGAAAGUUCACACAGGUGAGAAGCCCUUUAUAUGUGAGACAUGUGGCCGUGGAUUUGCACACAAGUCUGAUCUCACAAGGCACAACAUUAUUCAUACUGGAGAAAAGCCUUAUGCAUGUGAGGAAUGUGGAGCAAGGUUUAGUGACUCCUCCAGCAGACGUAGGCAUGUGAAAGAGCACACUGGAUCUAAACCUUACAAGUGUCACCUCUGUUCAGAGCUGUUUAAACGAGCUGGCCAGCUGAAGGCCCAUCUGAGUCGCAAGCAUGCUGCAGAGAAACCUCUCAAGAUAACACGUGGCCCUAACAACUCGCUACAGCUCACAUUCCCAGACUCUAACAGAACAGCCACAGGAUUAGGAGAAGUGAUAGCAUUAGUGGACUCCAGAUCUUUAGACCAUCAGCGAAAAAUUGUGCGUCAUUUGCAAGGGCCUGGGACGGCUGCCAGUGUUGGACAUGUGACCAGUGAGACUACAUCUGACGAGUUCCCUGGUCAAGUUGUGCAGUUUGUAGAUGGCACCACUGUACAGUUAUCAAACACAGAGAGCAGCAGUGGGCAGGUUAUUCAGGCCGAACAGGCAGACAGCCAACACCAGCAUGCUGUUGACUUCAUAGAUAUUGUGAAAACUUUAGCUGAACAGGUCAACCACACAGGACCUCAGGAAUUUUUGUUAAUCCAGAGUGAAGAUGGGACUCCAAUGUUAGUCAGAGGAAUGGAGUCUGCUGAGACAGAAAAUGUGAUAUCUUCUGAGGGCACGUCAUCAGAAAAACAGGAUAGAGAGCCAGAAUUGAAAGAGGCCAAUGUAGGAGGGGGAGACCCUGAAGCUUCUAUUAACACCAGCACAGUGGAGACACCUAUUGAAGAGCCAGAACAUCAGGAGCAGAUUGAACAACAGUCUGAUCCUAACCAAGACCAACAGGUAGCAGGGGAAAUAAAGCAACAAACCAGUGUGGUUGAUGAGAAUAAUGUGGAGGAAGGAAGUGAACAGAAUACUUGUCAAGAGCAGCUCCAGCAGCAAGAGCCAGAACAAUCAGAAGCAGCAACUUCUACAGUAGAUUUUGUAAAUAAUCCCAAUUUUGAUAGUCAGGAAUAUUACAACUGGCUUGCUAACUUCACAGAGCUGUGUAAGCUUGUGCCAAUGCCUUUAGAUGUGGACAUGUUUCAGAAAAUCAGCCAGGUUCAAAAGACUAUAUCUGAUGUACUGGCUAUGCCUACAGGGGUCCUCAGUCAGAAAGAGAACUUUCGCAUUCUUAUGAACAUUUCUAAGGAUUUGAAUAGUAUUGUCAAUGAACAUCUUGGUUUCAUUUUGUCUAAUCUCAAUGAAAAUGAAGGACAAUGAAUUUAAUGAAAAAGAAAGAGUUGGCACUUGCCUCCUUUUGUUUCAAAUCAAAUGGAUCAGUUGAAAUAAUGAGGCUCUUAAUGGCAUUGAAUCAAAAGCUUCCCAGUAUUGUCCCAGACAUGCUGAAAACUAUUCAGAAUGGCCGGACAUUUGGACGGGCAGUAAUGAAAAAUUGCCGGACCGAAUG